AAAAGGUAUUGAAAAAUAUGUUAAAAAUUAAACACAUUGAUAAAUAAAGUAUACAUAUUUGAAAUGUCUUUGUCAGUAGAAUUAUUAAAGCACCUAAAUACAAACGAAGAACCUUUAUCUAAACGUUUAAAAUUAGCAGAAAAUGCAUUUUGUGCCAUUAAUGUACCAAUAAUACAUAAAGAUGACCUUAUUCUACAAUGGCUUUGUAGUGUGCAUUCUAUGGAUCCAAAUGUUUGGAAUUCGUUAAAAAAUUGCUUGAAAAUACAGUAUUUAAAUAUUAAGAAUAGUAUAAUAAAAAUACUGAUAAAAAUAUUAAUUGAAACAUUUCAACAAAAUGUAAAGCAUAUACAUCAGGAUGUGUUUGAAUGCUGUAGUUUAUUAACUUCCAAUAAUAGGAUUCAACAAUAUUUUAUAAAUAAGCCCGAAGAUUUAGGACUUCUCACAAAAUCUUUAUUAGAAUGUACAAAUAAAAUUUUUAAACAUGCCUUUAGCAUUAAAGAGUCAUCAAAGGAAGGAAUAAAAGUUUCAUUAAUUAAUAAAAGUGAUGAAUUAAUAUUGGUAGCAUAUAACACUGUAAUUACUGUUAUAGAAAAUAUAAUACAAAUUUACAAGUCUGCUUUUGUUGCAAAAGAUAAUUUAAAAACCAUAUUUAUACAUGAUAUUUUAUAUCCUUUAUGUGUUAUAAUUGACCUUAAUUGUAAUGAUAAUACUAAUAGACUAGGUUCAAUAGCACAUAAAUGCAUUCAACAAUUAAUAUUUGGAAGAAAACAUAUUCAAAGUACAGAAUUACUAAGAAAUGAGGAUAUAACACAUUUUAACAAUUUAUUGUCUAUUCUGACAGAAAAUGCAAAAAUAAAAGAUUUUGACAGUAAUUUAAAAACAUUUAUUUUUCUGUUUCGUGUUGCUAUAAGUACUUUUAGAUCAAACACUAUUGUGUUAGAUAUAAUAUUAAGAGAAUUAGUAGAAUGUUCUGGAAUGUAUAGAAGAAAAAUAUUGAGUGUUCUUUUAAAAUGUGCAGAUGACAUAAGAUUUGAUUUUGAUAAUAAAGUACAUGAUGUAACAUUAUUUGAUUAUUGUCAAAAUAUAGUUGAUGAUAUUUUAAUGAGGAAAAAUAUGAGUAGUACCAGCUAUGAUCUUUUGGUACAGUUUUGUUAUUUUAAUCCUCUUGUAAUUGAGAAAAGAAUUCAAGAUAUAUUGAAAAAAAUGUUUGUAGAAAAAUCAAUAUUAAAACAUAGAUAUCUAAUGAUUUCUAUUUUGGAUGCUUCUAUAUAUUUAAGGCAAGAGGAAAAAUUAAUUUCAGCAAUAUUGAUAACUUUAAAAGACAGUUUAUAUCAUAUAUCCACUCUUGAAAAUGAUAUGUUUUUCUCAAAUGAGUUCAAAAAAAGAUUGACAGAAGCAGUAAACAAUAUUACAAAUUCACAAAUUGUUUUUAUAUUAACAACAUUGACAUACCAUUUAAAGACUGAUUGCUUGGAGAUACUACAAUCUACUAAUACCAGCACAAAUAAUUUAAUGUUACAAACAAUAGUUGAAUUACUUAUUACAGUUCUCAGUGGUAUAUGCAUUUUUGAAUAUAGUGGAUCAUCUCCUUCCUAUAAAAAAUUUAUAACUUCUUUUGAUGAUCUAAAAAAUGUCCUGUUGCUUUUAAUAGAUAAAACAUUAUAUUUAAAUCGUAAUGAAGAAAUUAUAAUAUUAUUACCUGCAAUAUUUGCAUGGAAUGAAACUCAAAGAGCAUUGAAAUAUUAUGUUCCAAGUAUCAUUUCAGAAGAUUUAGGAUUACCACUAUCAGAAAAUCAAUGGCAGCAAUUAAUUAAAAAAGUUAAAGAAUUACAAAAUGAGAAUUAUAAAAAUAAUAUGAAUAAGCUUAUCUUACAACAAACAAAAAUGUUACAAAAUAGAUUGAACAAAUCUAUGAUGCUUAAGAAUUUGAUAGGUGAUUUGGAGCAUUAUUGGAGUGUAAUAUUAAAAUGUGAUACAGAAGUAAUAUCAUCUUUGAGUAAUAAACAAGUAUCAAAAUUGACACAUUUAUUAUUAACAGAUAUGAUUUCUAAUGUAGAUAAUUUUAAUGAAUGGGUAAAAGUAUUGCAUAAAAAUGAUUUACAAGAAAACAAAAGAUUGAUAAUAUUCUUACUAACUUGUAUUUUUACACAAAUUGGACAUUUAGCAACAGAGGGUGUAACAAACUCUAUCAGUAAAUAUUUUAAUGCAGAACUUUUAUUUGAAGUUGAAAUUGUUAAAUGUGAAAAAAUAAAUAACAUAUUAAUGUCUAUAAAAGAAGAAUUAUUAAUAAGUAAAUGGACACAAAUACAAAGUACACUUUUGUGUAAAAUUAGAACAUGUUUAGAGGUGUUAUUACAUUUGCCAUUGAUAUUUUUGAGUACUAACUUGAGAUUAAUAACAUUUAUAUUCAUAUUCACUCUUCAAAUGGAAUGUAAUCAAUGUAAUGAAAUGGUCUUUUUAUGCAAUACAAUAUUUUCAGAUCUCUUGGAAAAAUCUAAUCUUGAUGUAUUCCAAUAUAUAGAUCCAUUUUUAUUAUUACAGCUGUUACCACAAAAUAAAACAUUCCAAAAAGUACUGGAACCAUUUUUUAAGGAUUGUUCAUAUAAAAGUUUGAAAAAAUGUAUAAGAUCUUCUACUCAUUCAAAUAAGAAUAUGUUUUUAUUAUUAAAAUCUAUGGAACAUAUUAAAACAAAAUUAAAUAUCAAUCAAAAGACAAUAAUUAAAAAAGCAGAAGAAAAAUUAAUGAAAAUUAUAAUAAAAAAUAUAUCUUUUAACGAGACAGAUGAUACAAAAAUAUUAAAUUUGAUAUUAAAAGUUAGUAUUAAGAAUGAGAAUAUUGAUGAAAAAUUAAAGAAAAUAGCAGAAUCAGCCAUUCAAGAAAUAUUUAUGAAUGAUCAAAAUAAAAUUGGAAAUGAAUUAUUGCAAGAUGGUUUGCAACUCGUAGUCGUUAUUUUACGAAAUAAAAAAUUAUUUCAAAUUACGAAUCUCACCAUAAGAGCAAUAUGGUCUACUUUACUUAAAUAUCCAUAUGUAGAAGCACUUUCACUGUUAUUAGAAUCAAGUGAACCAAAUGAAUUCUCUGAAUUUCUUGAAGAAUUACAUAAUCGAUUGGUAAAAGCUCUUUUAAACGCACACGAAAGUGAUUUAGAAAAUAUUUGUAUUAUAUGGAAUGUUAUAUUAAAAACAAGUAUGUCCAGUGAUCGCAACAGAUUACGCAUAACAGCUAUCAAUAAUUUAAUUCAAACAAUGCAAACUAUAAAUAUAUUAGAAAAAUUUUGGCCAAAUGUAUUGAAGUUAAUUCAAAAUAUCUUUGCUACUAAACAUUUAUAUCUACCUGGUUUUGUGAUUGAUAUGAGCAUAAUUCUUGGUUUAAAGUCAUUAAAAGAAGAUAAAAUACUAAUUUGUAGCGAUACGUUAGCAUUCUGCAGUGUACUUUUAAAAGUGAGAACAAAUUUAAUUAGAGAUAGGAUACCUUCAUUAUUAAUAAUGUAUAGACAAAUAUUAAAUAUUCUUGUAUAUAAAUCCAAAUUUGUUAUUAAUAAAUUUGAAGAGCAGAGAUUUAAAUGUCUUGCAUUAGAUAUUGAAAGAUUUACAAGUUCUUUAAUAAAAUUUAAAAAGGAUAUGAUUCGUAUAAGUCCCUAUUUGGUUGCAUAUUUGUUGAAACUAUUUUCAGAAAUUUCAGUACCAAAUUUUAUUAAGAUUUCUCUGCAAAAUUGUAUAAAUCAAUUAAUUAGUAUAUGUGAUCAACAUGGAAUUUCUUUAUUAUCUCGAACACUACCUGUUUCAAUGCAAGAAGUUUUCAAAACACAAUUAAAUCUAUACAAUAGAUUUUAUAAAUUCGUUGGGAAAAUUUAA
Eufriesea mexicana is the source of this 3855-nucleotide messenger RNA. RefSeq lists its product as uncharacterized. The record is from RefSeq and is a predicted model, not a curated record. NCBI's taxonomy places the organism in Eukaryota, Metazoa, Arthropoda, Insecta, Hymenoptera, Apidae. The coding region runs from base 64 to 3855 and encodes 1263 amino acids. The transcript is spliced from 10 exons.